AUGAUGCAGAAGGAACCUGAAAAGCUCGAACCUUGGGUUCUGGCACAGAAGAAGGUAUUCACAAAGUGGUGUAAUAUUUACUUGGCAUUGAGAGAGUUGACUGUGACUGAGUUGCAAACAGACUUCCAGGAUGGAUUCAAGUUGGCAAACUUGUUGGAGACAUUGAGUGGAAAGAAUGUAUUGGUGUCCAAAAUGCAAAAGAUGAAGAGUAGACUACAUCUCGUCACCAAUGUCAACUUCACACUAAAGUUCAUCACGGACGAGGGCAUCAAACUGGUUGGACUAAGUGGCGAGAACAUCGUGGAUGGUGAUCUAAAGAUGAUCAUGGGUCUAAUUUGGACUCUGAUCAAAUGUUACCAAAUCCAGACCUUGUCACUUGGCGCGGGCAAGGAUGGCACGCCGUCCAAGGCUGGCGCGCAGGGUGGUUCCAAAGAGUCGCUGCUCAACUGGACACGCGAGCAACUCGAUGGCUACUCACUAAAGAUCAACGACUUCACAACGAGCUUCAAGGAUGGCACGGUGUUUUGUGCGCUAAUUCAUCGAUUGGUGCCAGAGGCAAUCAAGAUGGAGGAGCUCAAGCAGGACGACCCGCUCUUCAACCUCAAGAUGGCCUUUGACACGGCGCAUCGCGAGCUCAACAUCCCCUCCAUUCUCGAGCCCGAGGAGGUGCUGGAGCACCCCGACGAGCAGAGUAUAAUGACCUACGUGUCGUUGUUCCCACGUGUCUACCAGAAGGCCAACGACCCCAACGCCGCCAACAAACGAUUCUCUGUUGCAGUGCCAGUUGCAUCGCCCAGCAAUGGAAAGGUGCAGUUCCGCGACUCAAUGUCCGUGAGCACCGACAACUUGCAGGAGAAGUUGCGCGAGGAGGGUGAGCGCGUCCGCAAGGAGGAGGAAGCCAAGCGCGCUAAAGAAGACGAGGAGCGUAGAAUUCGUGAGGCGGGCGAAGCAGAGGCCGCCGACAAGCUGAGACGCCAACAACUGGAGCAGGACGCAGCAGAGGACGAGGAACAGCGUAUCAAAGUUGAGGACCUCGAGCGCAAGAUCAAGGCCUUGGAGCAACGUUUGCUCGAGCAAGAGCAUGAGCGCGACCUUGAAAAGAACAACACUCACAAGGUGCUCGGCAACAUUCUCAACGACAUUGAGCACGCACCAGGCGACGUGUCGUGGCAGUGGGAGGACUACCAACGUGGCAACAACGAGCUUGUCGAUCAGCUCCGCGAGAAGGUCGCUGGCAACAAGGAGACCCUGGUCCGUCUUCAAGAGCGUAUCGAAUCACUCACACGCGCCAAUGGUGAGAGCACGGUAAAGUUGGACGAGGUCCAUCACAUGCGUGAUGAGCUUGAGGCCAAUCUCAAGGAUUUCAAAGAGAAGUGCCAAUGCAACACGCUGGUCAUUGUACUCAAGGAGCGCAUUGGUGAACUGGAGAAACAGGUAGGCGAGAAGGAGUCUCACUUGGCGGAGGAGAUCACACGAAACAAAGAGCAGUUGGCCCAGGUCACCCGACUAAAGGACAACGUUGAGACAGACAACCGCGACCGUAUUGAGGAGCUCAAGAACGCUCUGUUGGCCAAGGACAAGGACAUUCUGGCCGCCCAAUCCGAGACUGAUGGCCUAAAGAACGCACUACAAGCCAAAGACAAGGAUGUUCUGGCGGCACAGGCUGAGACUGAUGGACUCAAGAACUCCCUGGAGGCCAAGGACAGGGACAUAGUAGCUGCCCAGGCAGAGACUGACGGACUCAAGAAUGAACUUCAAGCAAAGGACAAGGACAUCCUCGCUGCCCAAGCUGAGACUGACGGACUCAAGAAUGAUCUUCAGGCAAAGGACAGGGAUAUGCAGGCUGCCCAAGCUGAGAAGGAUGGUUUGAAGCAGAAGCUGGAAGAGUUGGAGCGUGGCACAGCAAGUCAAGGCAACGAUCUACAAACUAAAAUUCAAGAGCUGAUGAGUUUGAUCGAGGCCAAGGAUGUCCAAAUCAAGGCAUUGGAUGGUGAUAAAACAGAUCUGUUAGGCCAGCUGGACAAGUCCAAGCAAGAGUGCCAGGAGCUCAAGGUUGGCAAAGAGGGCGAGCACCAAGACCUGUCAAAGCAGUUGGAUGAGCAGCGCGAGCGUGUACAAAUGAUGGAUAAUCAAGCAGGACAACUAAAGGAGGAACGUGAUCGUUUGGCCGCAGAGCUGGCCGACGCCAAAGAGCAGUGCUCCAAGUUGAACAAAGAGAUUGAGGAGAAGAACAAGAUGAAUGAAUCAAAUUCCAACUCAUCCACACAAGAGAGACAGAGAUUGAUCGACGAGUUGGACGCACUCAAGCGUGAACUGGCAGAGUUGAAGGGUAGUCACAGCAAGAUCUCCGAGGCACACGAUCAAUCAAACAGUGAAAAGAACAAGUUGAUUGAUGAGCUGGCCAGUAUCAGGGGUGAGGUCGACAAGUUCAAGGACGUAGAGAACAAUCUGCAGCAAAGUCAACAAAGUGCCAGCCAGUUGGAGAAGGAGUACCAGGAGCGUGAGACUCGCGCCAAGGAGGAGAGGGAUAAGUUGAUCAGUGAGUUGAAUCACGUCAAGGAUGAGAUGGCCAAGCUCAAGUUGGUGGAGGAUGCAUUGUCUACACUGCAAGCCCAACAUGACAAGACCCUGGCAGACAUUGACCGUGCUCUGGAUGAUAGGAAGUCGUUGCAGGAUCAGUUGGACGCAGUUAAGUCUCAGUUGGCAAACAAUGCUCAGGGUGACGGACAGACAAUCAAGAAGCUGGAGGAGCAGGUGUCCAAUGCCAACAAUGAUCUGGAGGAGAAGGCCAAACAGAUUGCUGCAUUGGACGAACAGAGGAAGAAGGCAGAGGAUGAGUCCAGCAAGACCCAGGAGCAAUUGAGAUUGUUGCGCGAGUCUGCACAUCAGAGCCAGAGCGAGAAACAACAGCAGAAUGAUCAGGAGAAGAAGGAUUUGCAAAAGAGUAUUGAGAAGUUGCAGUCCGAGGUCAAUGAUCUGAGACAGCAACUGGGCAAUGCAAACAAGGAUGGAGCCAAGAAUCUUGAACAACUACAGGCCUCGUCCAAAGACAUGGCCCAGGAGAAGGAGAGACUGGAGAAGGAGCUGGCUGCACUCAAACAAUCGAGCCACAGCGAGAUACAACGUCUGACCAAAGAGUCUGAUGACAAGCAAUCAGCAGCUAAGGAGAAGGAUGCAGCUGCCAACAAAACACUGACUGAUGCCUUGGACAAGUUGAAGACUUUGACACAAAAGUACUACAAGUUGGAGAAUGACCUCAAUGAGCGCACCAAGCAACAAGACCAGCUGACCAACACGGACAAGCAGUGGAAGUCGUUGGGUCAAUCAUUCGACCAACUUCAAGAGUUGAUCAAGAAGAACAAGAAGAAUCAAGAGGAGAAGAAGGAGGCGGCAGCCACUCAGGCCUCAUUACAAGAGAGAAUAAGUGCUUUGGAAGAUCAACUACGUCAGAAGGAGUUGACAAUCAAUGGACUUAACGCAGCGGCAGCAGCAGCACCAGUGGCUCACGACCAUUCAGAUUCGGAAUCAACUGACAACAAUCAUGAUGAAGCAGUAAUUGAGCGUAUGAUCAUGGAUGUCAUCAAGAACCUAAAGAAUCCAGCUCAACAAACGGUGACAAAACUGCGCCACAACAAGUACUUUGUCAACAACGCAGUGGUUGAUGUAUACCAGGGUGGUGAAGGUGCACUAAUGGCUAAGAACCAAGAGUUGGAUGCACCAUUCGAGUCAUUGAUGGUCAAGGAUGACCGUCCCUUGUUACCAUGGCUACUGAUUGGUGGAUUAAUGUUGGCAGUGGCAUUCUUUUCUCAAGGUGGUUAUGGCCGUGCUUUCUCAUAG
Acytostelium subglobosum LB1 is the source of this 3837-nucleotide messenger RNA. RefSeq lists its product as hypothetical. The transcript is spliced from 3 exons. Gene Ontology annotation, biological process: actin cytoskeleton organization; regulation of DNA-templated transcription. Bases 1 to 3837 code for a protein of 1278 amino acids. Gene Ontology annotation, cellular component: cortical actin cytoskeleton; plasma membrane; cell junction. The record is from RefSeq and is a predicted model, not a curated record. Gene Ontology annotation, molecular function: DNA-binding transcription factor activity; actin filament binding. NCBI's taxonomy places the organism in Eukaryota, Evosea, Eumycetozoa, Acytosteliales, Acytosteliaceae.